This is a messenger RNA of Cetraspora pellucida, 407 nucleotides long. The record is from the annotation of a GenBank genome assembly. Lineage: Eukaryota; Fungi; Glomeromycota; Glomeromycetes; Diversisporales; Gigasporaceae.
UAAGAGGAGCUAAAAACUUUGAAGAGCUCAAAAUGGUUAAUGAUAUCACAUGUGCUACUUUCAAAGAAAGUGCACAGCAUAGAGGUUUCCUGGAAAAUGAUAAUGAACAUAGGUUAUUAGCCUUUGGUGAUAUUACAGAUAUGCAACAACUAUGGAAUAAGAACUUUGAUGCAAUGGCAGAAGAUUUUGCAUACAAAGGAAUUCUGGAGGGUCAACAUCAAAUUCAGGCAGUUCUUCAAAGUUUGAAUAUAUUUUUACAAAGACAUAUAAAAACAGUAAAUGACUAUGACUUACCAGAAUUGUUACAAAUGAAUACUGCUGAUUUACCAAGAACAAUUCUAGAAGAAUUGUCUUAUCAUAUUACCCAAGAAGAUCUCGAUAAAGCAAAUAUAUUAAAUGAAGCUUAG